This is a messenger RNA of Nezara viridula (southern green stink bug), 2345 nucleotides long. The record is from the annotation of a GenBank genome assembly. NCBI's taxonomy places the organism in Eukaryota, Metazoa, Arthropoda, Insecta, Hemiptera, Pentatomidae.
GGUCAAUGUAGCCUUUAAGUGUUUCUGUUACCCUUCAAAGGGGGUUGUUUUUAUUAUGUUAUAAACAAUUUCGGAACUAUGGAAGGAAAUAUAGGUUUUGAAAGUUUGUGUAGGAUAUGUACUAACAAAUCUGAAGGCAUCUCAAUAUUUAGUAAAGAAGGAAAAGAAAUAGAUUUAGAAGAAAAGAUCAAAAAAUUUCUCUAUAUAACAGUAUCGGAAGAAGAUGUCCUUCCCAAAACAGUUUGUACAAUGUGUACUAGUAAACUGGACAGUAUUCAUGAAUUUGCUAGAAUGGCAUCCCUCACUCAAAUUAAGCUGGUGGAAAUGAUGGGUUCUGGUGAGUCACCUCCUUCCCCUCCUGAGGAUGAAGGUACAGACGAUUCAGUAAAAGGCAGUCUAUUACAUUCAAUCCUUACAAAGGAGAAAAAUGAACCUGAUGUGACUGAACUUGAAGUUACUGUGGACCCAAUGUUAUUUUUAGCUGACCAAGAAGAUGAAGAAUUUGAGAAAAACUCUCCAGAACCUGACAGCUCAUCACGGUCUGAAUCCAAUUCUGAAGAAGACAAUGCAAGUACUCAAUUAAUUGAAGGAAAGCCUUAUCAGUGCACAGUUUGUCCGAGAGGAUUUAACUCAGACCUUAGCCUUAAGAAUCAUCUCUGGGGUCAUUUAUCAAUGAGGAAAAUCCUUGCUUCAUCAGAUCUCAAUCUAAACAGCACCCAGUGCUUGUGUACAGUUUGUGGGAGAGUAUACCCUACCAGGAGUACUUUGCGGGCUCAUCAAAUCACACACUCCAACCUCAGACCACAUAAAUGCUCCCUCUGUGAAAAGACUUUCAAAAGGAAUCAAGACCUUAAAUUUCAUAUAAAUCAACAUACCGGAGAAAGGCCUUACAGAUGCCCGUAUUGCCCAAAAGCAUUUGCUUCCUCUGGAAACUGCUUUUCCCACCGCAAGAGGAUGCAUCCAAAACAACUUGCCAGGGAUAAAAAAGCUGCAGCUCGCCAGUUUCAUCUCUAGUCUUCUUAUCCAUGAUGUCGUUAGUCUUAUGGAGACUACUAGGACAUCAAUAUUUUAUAGGUUAGUAUUUUAGAUUUCUGUUCUAAUUUUUAUAUCUUUUAAUUUUGUGAAUGUUAAUAGUGAGAUAUACUGGGAAUGAUAAAAAUAUCAAUGUUCAUGUGGUUGUUAAUUAUUAAAUAUUUACAUUUUAAUAUUGGAAAUAUAAAAUAAUUUAUAUUAAAUGUCAAGUAGAGACAAGCAUUAAGCAUAAUUGAAAAUUUCUGUGCUUUUAUUAUGUUUUUAUUUUCAACAUGACUCUAUAGAAUCAUGUUUUUUCUUAGAAAAUAAAAUAUUCUGUUGUGUUAUUCUGUAUCAAGACUUGAUAUAAAAGAUAUUUGUCUAAUCUUGUGACUCCUUUACAAUAAGAAAAGUCAUUCACAUGUUGUUCAAAUCAGUAAGUUAAUAAGGUUGUUUACUGAUAUAUAAACAUUGAAAGAGAAUAUUUAACCAUGAACCAUAACUCAUUUAACACAUAUUCGUCGGCAUAAAGAAAAUUUGCGAACAAUCACGUAUAGCCAAAUGACGAAAAUUUGUCAUUUUUAUAUUGUAAAAAAUCAUUGAUUCUUGUUCUUUUAAUUCUAAAUUGAGCUACUCAACCACUAUUACUAGUGUCCUUGAAUGCAGGAAAUUGUAAUAUUACUCAAUAAAGAAAUGUUUUAAUUCUAAAAAAAUUAAAUAAAGAUAUGCUAGCAUUUUGGGAAUUGCAGUGCAAGAAAUUACUGGACGAAUAUGUGUUUAGAUAGAUGUAAUUAUUUAAAUCAUUUUUCUCAUUUUUUUUUUAUAAACUGACCUGUAAAAUAAUUACACCAAUUAGUUGCUAUAUUCUGUUUCCAUUGAUCGAGGUUUGUACUGAUGAAGCCAUUGUCUUGUUUUUAAAAUAAAUUGCAAUCUAUGAAACUAAAUACAAAAAUCUCUAAAAUGACAUAAUAACCUUUCAUCUGUGAUGAUGGGUUGACCAGUGAAAAUUAUAUGAGACCAAGUUUCCUUGAAAUGAUAGCUAAGGAUAUAUAAGUUGUUCACCCUUGUAGUGUGAUAUGCAAACCAAUUUAACACUUAUUGGGGUUGCUAGAUCAGACAAGUACAAUACCACAUUUUUUUGCCCAGCUUAAGCAUUAUUCAUGUAUCUCAUUAUACUUACAAAUUCAAUACUUCUAAAUGCUGAUAAAUUUUGUUUCAAGAAUCUUUAAUGUAAGAAGAAACUUACAUGAGUUUUGAGUCAAGUAUGAACACCUUUAGCUCGUUCAUGGUUUGAUGGCAUCCCAAGAGUAACUCAUGCAGCACUAUUUUCUAAC